This is a messenger RNA of Suillus subalutaceus, 902 nucleotides long. RefSeq names its product acetyltransferase. The coding region runs from base 93 to 812 and encodes 239 amino acids. The record is from RefSeq and is a predicted model, not a curated record. Gene Ontology annotation, molecular function: protein N-terminal-serine acetyltransferase activity; protein-N-terminal-alanine acetyltransferase activity. The transcript has 3 exons. Lineage: Eukaryota; Fungi; Basidiomycota; Agaricomycetes; Boletales; Suillaceae.
ACAUGCAUCACUGAUACCGGUAAUCGAGCAUCACUUGAGUACAUAUGUAAUUAUCUGUCUUCAGCUCUCACCCCUUCUUCGCCCAACCAACCAUGACCGUUUCGAAGGACCUCAAUUUCUGUUUCCCGGUGCGGGAGUUAUCGAAUGAACGCGUCAAGAUGACUCCCUUCGAUGCAUCAAUUCAUUCGUCUCCAAUGUUUUCCGCCGUAUCCGGUCACCUGGAGCUAUGGGCACACAUGCCUACGGGCCCAUUCCAAACUGUGCAAGAUUUUGAUACCAAUUUCCUCGAGGCCGUAGUCCAUCGUGACCCAGGAAUGGUAUUAUUUGCCAUCAUAGAUAAAACAAAACAACCUUCGAAUGUAGACGGAGAUGGUGAAUUGGCUGGGAUGAUGUCUUAUACGGGCUCUUCUUCUGUGAACCUAAGCACAGAAAUAGGAUUCAUUAUCAUCCUUCCCUCAUAUCAAAGGACGCAUGUCAAUUCCAAUGCUGUUGGGCUUCUUUUGCAGUACGCACUGGAAGUGCCAUCGCAGGGCGGUUUGGGGUUGCGACGGGUUCAGUGGCAAUGCAGUUCCAUGAACGCCCCUUCUAUUCGUGCUGCCGAGAGGCUGGGCUUCAAGAAGGAGGGAAUUAUGAAAUGGCAUCGUGUGUUUCAUGGAGGCAAGGAGAAAGGCAAAGUACAUAGUGGUCGUGAGCUGCCCCGGGGCGGUGAACAAGACUAUGGAAGGGAUACCGUUGUUCUCAGUCAUUGUUGGGAUGAUUGGGAGCAAGGAGGGAGAGAGAAGAUACAAGCAAUAAUGGACAGACAACAUUGACGCCCUCAUUAUUUACCUGGCAUCGCGGACGAUAGACCCGAGAGUUACAUUGCAUCCCUGGAUAUGGAUAAAUACCAUGGGCUGGGAUCA